This is a messenger RNA of Bradysia coprophila, 2560 nucleotides long. Its product is annotated as dymeclin. The record is from RefSeq and is a predicted model, not a curated record. Gene Ontology annotation, biological process: Golgi organization. NCBI's taxonomy places the organism in Eukaryota, Metazoa, Arthropoda, Insecta, Diptera, Sciaridae. Gene Ontology annotation, cellular component: Golgi apparatus.
UCACACGUCAUCCGCUAGGUUAUGUUGUGCUGUCAAUCAGUCUUUUACACUAACAUUUUUCAUAUCGUUGUUUUGUAUCGUGGCAAAAUUGUCUUUAACUCUAAUCAAAAUACAAAAUUGCUGUUGAUCGCUAUCUGUUUCGAAAUGAAUUUUGUGUAAAAUUUCUUAUCACUUCAUUCCAUACAAUCGUCGAAUAUUGUCGGAAAAUAAUAGCAACAUUCAACAAUGGGCAUAAACAUCAGUCGCAAUACGGAAUUACAAAAUAAUGAAUUUCUGCAGAAGUUUGUGGGCAGGGAUCAUAUUCCGGCCGAUAAAAGUGAUUUCUGGAAUAGUUUCCUUCAAUACCAUAUUGGCUUGCCCGAUAGCAGCCAAGAGCAACUAAGUUUAGACUCACGAUUAGAAACACUGUGUCAAAGUUUUAUCAGUCACAAUUUGCAGUCCGGAAAUUUCGGGUCGUUGGUGACAGUGUUUUUGCAUAAGGUUGCUGAACUACUAGAACUAUCGGAUCAAGAAAGUUCCAUUCAUGUCUGGCAAACAUUCAAUGCUCUCUUCAUCAUACGAUGCCUGAUUAAGUACAUGAUCGAGACUGGUUCCGAAUAUCAACUACUGCAACAUUUUGAAGCAAUACCGGUGAAUCCGAGCGGUCGUGCCGACGAAUCGUCGGUUGAGAUUGAUGUCUUGGAACCGAAACCGAUUGUUGUCGCUGUGGACGGAUCAAAAUUUGAAGCCUUUUUCGAUGCGAUUGUUAAUUUGAUAAUUAUAAUUCCAGUGAAAGAAUUCACAUAUCACCUACAUCUGGAAGCUGUGAAUUUGGUCAUUGUACUGUUUUCGUUGCACUUGUUCUCACAACAGCCGACUGAUAAAUCAUUGAUUUUCAAAACAAUUUACAAAAACAAUCAUGCGAACGCACUGAUGGGUUCAUUGUUACAUUUUGUUAGUAGAAUGGUGGAAGUGCCACAGAAUAUGUUUGGUAUUUCAAGCGGGAGUUCUUUUGUCUUCGGAAUAGCAGAGUCGCUCCUAUCGAUAUUCACGUUUCGAAAGUCACAUCAAGAUUUUCUGAGUUCAGCCGAUUUACCAGCUACUUUUAAACAACACUAUCCGUUAGCCAACCAGAGUUUACUACUGAUAUUAAUACUGACGAAUCAUUGUACGAUGAAAAACAAUGCGUAUCGCACUAGUCUGUUUGGGUGUUCGGAUUCUCAAGAUUCGCCGAAGGAUGGUGCAACAUUUAAAAUUGAUUUCUCAACACUGUACAGUACUUUGUGUCGUAUUGUUACCAUUGAUCAGGCCACACUACUACUGUACUUGUUGCUCCAUCGCAAUCAGAGAUUCUACAAGUACGUAAUGGCUCAACAAAACUUACAGCAAUUGGUUAUACCAAUUCUUCAAACUUUAUACAAUGCACCGGAUAGCACGUCACACCACAUCUACAUGUCUUUGAUAGUAUUACUGAUUCUGAGCGAAGACGAUGGUUUCAACAAAAGCGUUCACCAAAUUCAAUUAUCUUCGCAGAUUCUCAAAAAUAUUCACUGGUACACCGAACGUUCAAUAUCGGAAAUAUCACUCGGCGGUUUGUUAAUUUUAGUGGUGAUCAGGACCAUUCAAUACAACAUGUUAAAAAUGCGCGACAAGUAUUUGCACACCAACUGUUUGGCCGCAUUGGCCAACAUGUCCGGACAAUUUCGAUCUUUGCAUCCGUAUGUUGCACAACGAUUAGUUAGUCUAUUUGAAACAUUAGCCAAAAAGCAUGCCCGUCUGGAUCAGCAAUUAAAGCAGCCAGUAAAUGGAACACCGAUUGUAGAACUAACAGAUUCGUCAAUGAUCCUCAGUGACGAUAUGCUGCAAGAUUUGAGUGUCGUCGAAGAGGUCCUACGAAUGGUUCUAGAAAUUCUAAAUUCAUGUCUUUCAAAUCAAUUGGUAUACUGUCCGAAUCUGGUCUACACUCUUCUCUACAAACGUCAGGUCUUCGAAACGUUCCGCAGUCAUCCAGCUUUUCAGGAUAUUAUUCAAAAUAUUGAUAUGGUCGUCGGCUUUUUCUCUUCACGACUGCAAAGGGUUCAAGACCAGCGUGGGGAGUUGGGAGUGAAUGAAGUUCUCGAGGUGAUUUCGAAAGGGGCGAGCCAGUGGUCCAGUGAUAGGUUAAGGAAAUUCCCAGACCUGAAAUUUAAAUACGUGGAAGAAGAUGCACCCGAAGAAUUUUUUAUACCGUACGUCUGGGCACUGGUGACAAAGUACGGCUGCGUACAUUUUAGUUCUGAAUGUAUGAAGACUGUAACGACAGAGGUGAGCUGUUAAAAUGGUUUAAUGUCCGAAAUGAUGUCAUGCAAACGUGUACGUAAUAGCGCAAACAAAAAUGAAUUUUCUUCCUUAUACUUUCUCCUAAAAAUGUUUACUAAAAAGCAAAAAUAAUUUGGAAAUUCGUGUCUAAUUUAACACUUUCAUUUAAUAUGUUGAAACGAAACGUUUUGUUAGAUCCGUUAAAAUUAAUAUCAAUGAAUGCUUGAAUGCAGGGACAAUGAUUGAUUUGUUGACAAUAUACAUCGGCUAAUGUUUAUGUGAA